Calliphora vicina (urban bluebottle blowfly) is the source of this 778-nucleotide messenger RNA. RefSeq lists its product as uncharacterized. The transcript has 3 exons. NCBI's taxonomy places the organism in Eukaryota, Metazoa, Arthropoda, Insecta, Diptera, Calliphoridae. The record is from RefSeq and is a predicted model, not a curated record. Bases 85 to 711 code for a protein of 208 amino acids.
ACAAAACUUUAGUUUUUAGUAGUCACCGAUAAAUUCAUGGGACAGGUUUUAACUUAAAAUUUUUACUAAAAUAAUUCAAUAAAAAUGUUUCAAACGCGGUUAAAAUUGAUUAUACUAAUCCUUACUGUUUUAUGUUUGUACGGCGUACAAUCGAAAGAGUGCUUCAGUUGUGAGGGCAUAAAUUGUUUAAGGACCUCAAAGGUUCAGAAUAAAGCAUCAUGUGUAGAUCCAGUGGAUAACUGUGUAACGGUGUUUGAAGGAUUAACUGUUAUUGCCAGAGGUUGUUAUUCAAAAUUGCCUGAAGAAUAUCGCAAUAAAUGCGACAACAUGUCUGAUACCGAGUGCCACAAAUGCUAUAAGAAUCUAUGUAAUGACCGAGGAGCCAUAUCCUGUCUGCAAUGUAACUCCGAAAAUAAUAAAGAUUGUUCCAGUGCGGUUUCAACUCUGGCAUCAACUCGUUGCCCCAUCUCUACUAGCCCGAAUAGUUACUGUUACACUCGUAAAUCGACGGAUAAUAUCGAACGAGGUUGCUUGAUAGAUUCAACAGAACAAUUAAAAUGUCUGGGAGAUAACUCGUGUGAAAUGUGUAUACCUGGCAGUGAAGAAGCCUGUAAUCGGGAGACUGCUGAUGAUAUUGUAUCUGGCAGUAAACGUGUAACAAUUUAUAGUGUUUUAAUAUUGUUGGCAUGGUUUGUGUUAACACUGUUGUGAAGUUAAACAUCGAUAUACAUUUGUAUGGUAAAAUUUAUUAAGAUAAUAAAACAUUGGUUAUUAAUAA